AUGACAUUGAACAAAAACAAGGUCCGUUCCAGCAUAAGGGACGCUCAAGGCCAGCUUAUCUCGGGAGAGAUCACUGGGAUAGUGGAGCUCCUCGAUGAUGGGACUGCACUCAAGUCGCCAUUUCCAGAUGCUGAGAUUGAAAGCCAUGUCCCAGACAUCGCCAGAGAAGCCAGCAUCUACCGCCGUAUUGGGCCACACAGGAGGCUUGUUCGCCUACUGGGUCAUUCCAGGGAUGAUCUCGUGCUCGAAUAUAUGCAAAAUGGUGAUCUCAAGACAUAUCUCUGGCUCUUCGCUAGAUGGGUCGAAGCCGGCGUCUGGUGA
This is a messenger RNA of Aspergillus novofumigatus IBT 16806, 321 nucleotides long. RefSeq lists its product as uncharacterized. The transcript has a single exon. The coding region runs from base 1 to 321 and encodes 106 amino acids. The record is from RefSeq and is a predicted model, not a curated record. Lineage: Eukaryota; Fungi; Ascomycota; Eurotiomycetes; Eurotiales; Aspergillaceae.